Molecule: messenger RNA, 894 nt
Organism: Pisolithus orientalis
Lineage: Eukaryota; Fungi; Basidiomycota; Agaricomycetes; Boletales; Pisolithaceae
Exons: 5
Coding region: 1-894 (297 amino acids)
Source: RefSeq, a predicted model, not a curated record
AUGUCUGCCAACCAUGCCCCUCAUCUCUCGCAACUUGUACAUGCUCCAACCCCAGAUCCUGUGGAAGCUGAAAGGGCUUCAUUAAGAGAGCAGCUUGUGGCUGCAUCAGCAGGGCUCAUGGCAGAGGCAAAAUGUGCACCUGAUGACUGGGAGGACAUGCAGGAGGAGAAGGCAACAUGGCUGAGUCACUGGGAGGAGAAGACAGUGGUAUUGAUGCCCCUGGUUAAUGCAGAAGAUGCUCCCAUGCUUGCAGAGGCCAAUGAUCUUUAUGAAUGGUGGGCCACAGAAGAAGCCAAAGCACAUGUGAAGGCAGAGCAGGACAUUCAGAUGGGGGAAGAGACUGUGGUGGAGCUUGGUGAGGAUGGUGCAGUGAAGAUGUCACAUGUGGAAGUUCUGCAGCCAGCUCACAAGUGGUCUUGGCAGACCAUUGCUGAAAGUGAUGAAGAGCCUACCUGGCCAAAGAUCUGUAUCCCAGCCACAGGUACAAUCACCCACAAGGAGCCAUGCAUGCAGUGUGCCCUGAAGAGGAUCUCUUGUACCAGAACAUUGGGCAAGACCUGUGAUGCAUGUGUGAAGAUCAAGCAGGGCUGUGAAAAGUCAAGCAAAGUGGCAGGCAAGAAGGCACAGGUGGGCACAUCAGUUGUGCAAUCCAUGAAGGCCCCUAAGGCCAGUCCAUUGAAGUGGGGUCAUGACAAUGAUGAUGAUGACAUUGUGGAGGUGGUCCAGAGCAGGGCCCAUGGAAAGGGCAAGGCACCAGUGCAUGGUGGAUUGGGUGACAAGACUGCCAUGGCCUUGUCUCGAGCACUGACAACAGGGAGGGCUGAGGCUGUGGCUUUGCACACAGCCACCAUGUGUCUGCAGGUCUGCCUCAACCAGCUCAUGGAGACCAUGUAG